Molecule: messenger RNA, 4695 nt
Organism: Columba livia (rock pigeon)
Lineage: Eukaryota; Metazoa; Chordata; Aves; Columbiformes; Columbidae
Gene: FUT4
Product: fucosyltransferase 4
Exons: 1
Coding region: 51-1307 (418 amino acids)
Cellular component (GO): membrane
Molecular function (GO): alpha-(1->3)-fucosyltransferase activity
Source: RefSeq, a predicted model, not a curated record
GGGCCGGGAGGCGGUGGCGCCGCCGGCCGCCCGGGGAGGACGGACCGGGCAUGGCCGGGAGGGGCGGUGGCACCGGCACCUCCCCGCCGCCGGGGCAGGGCGUGGGGGCUGAGAGGCGGCGGCGGCCGCAGCCCCAGCCGCAGCAUGAGCUGGCCGGCCCCGGCCCCGCGGCUGCCCCGCGGCGGCCGCCAAGGGCAGAGCGGCGGCAGCGGGCGGCCUGGAUGGAGCCGGCCCCGCGGCGCUGCCCCGCCGGGCGGCCCGGCUGCCCGCGGCGGGGCUGCCGGCGGCUGCGCUGGCGGCGCUGGGCGCUGGCGGCCGGGCUGCUGGGCGCCGCCGCCGCCCUCGCCCUCUACGCCGGGCUGCCCGAGCCGGCGGCGGAGCCGCGGGCCGCGGCGGGAAGCGGCGAGGUGAACGUGCUGCUGUGGUGGGAGCCCUUCGGCCGCCCGCGGGGCACGGCCGACUGCCGGCGGCGCUACAACAUCACGGGCUGCCGCCUCAGCUCCAACCGCAGCCUGUACGGCGAGGCGCAGGCGGUGCUUUUCCACCACCGCGACCUGGUGCUGCACGACCAGGAGCUGCCCCAGCCGCCCCCGCCGCGGCCCCCGCGGCAGCUCUGGGUGUGGAUGAACUUCGAGUCGCCCUCGCACUCGCCCGACCUGUGGGCACUCGCCAGCAUCUUCAACUGGACCAUGUCAUACCGGCGGGACUCCGACAUCUUCGUGCCCUACGGGUACCUCUACGCCCUACCGGCGCCCCGGCCCUUCGUCCUCCCCCGCAAGACACGGCUGGUGGCCUGGGUCAUCAGUAACUGGAACGAGGAGCACGCCCGGGUGCGCUACUACCGCCAGCUGAAGGAGCACAUUGCCAUCGACGUGUAUGGGGCACGGGGGCUGGCGCUGCCCAAGGGCAAUGUGGUGGAGACCGUCUCAGCCUACAAGUUCUACCUGGCCUUCGAGAACUCCCAGCACACCGACUACAUCACCGAGAAGCUCUGGAGAAACGCCUUCGCCGCCAGUGCCGUGCCCAUCGUCCUCGGCCCUGACAGGGCCAACUACGAGCGCUUCAUCCCCCCCGACUCCUUCAUCCACGUCGAUGACUUCCCCAGCCCCCGGCUGCUGGCCAUCUACCUGAAAUUCCUUGAUAAAAGCAAAGCCAACUACAAGAAGUAUUUUGCCUGGAGGAAGAAGUAUGAGGUCCACAUCACCUCGUUCUGGGACGAGCAUUUCUGCAAGGUUUGCGAGGCCGUGCGGGCAGCCGGGAAUCAGAUCAAGACUGUACAAAACCUGGCCAGCUGGUUUGAAAGCUGAUGUUCCUGGGGGUGAGGCUUCCUGGCCAGCCCGUCCAGCAGUGGAUGGUGCCGAGGCAGAGGGGGGACUGGGUCUCGCAGAGGUCGUUAGCGAGGGGGUACGCAGAAGGCUGUCGUCAGCGAGAGAAGUAUACAGGUACAGGUAAACAAACUGUGAAAAACCUAUGAAAGUAAGAUUUUUAUUAAACUGCAGAAUUAUGGAAGUACAAAGGAACAUCAGGCAAGGUGAUUCUUCAACAACGAAGUUAAAUUUCCAGAGGUUGUGCAGCUCUGAAACCUUUACAGAUGUGCAUAGCUCGGCAUAAAAUCCAAUGUCAAGUUCUUCAGCCAAACAGCUGAAACCAAUUUUGUCAGCUAUGACAGCUUCCUGGACCGUGAAACUUUCUUCUCCUUACAGGGGAUACAUGAUCUGUGCUGGUUUUCUGUAUGCUGAAGACUAAAGCUUAUAUUUUUAACAGUGAUUAUUAUUAUGUGUGAAAGCUACUUGCAGGCAAAUUCUGAGCUGUAAGUGUUGAACAUAAGAAUGUAAUGAUGCAGUGGCACUUUUUAGCAAUGUUUGAAAUUGCAGCAGCCUACUAAUAAUUCUUGGAGCAGAAUAGUAAUUCCCUUUAGGAAAUGUGUACGGAAGAGACUGGAGCCGAGUGGAACAAACAGCUCAGAUGAUGCAGAGUGUUUAUUCCACUGCCUACCAGAACCAUAGGCACCUUUAUCCUGUACAAAAGUGAAGAAAAGCUUUAAGUACAGGAAAAGACAGAUUACAGGGAAAAAAGUCAUAGCAUUUCCACCCUUCCCUUAUUCAGGAAUUAGAAAAUGUUUACAGGAGUCUCUGUGUUUUUCUCUGCAAAAUUACUACCAUACAGGAAAAAGCAGGGAAAGGCUCAGAACUACAGGGUUUUUAUUACUAUAUUGAAUAUGUAUACAGAAAGGCUAACUUAUUUCUCUAGUAUCAUUAGACUGUCCUGUUGUGUAGCGAUUGGUUUGGUUUAUGGCACACUUUUAAAACAAUUCUGCUGGGUGCCAGACUACUCAGAACAGGGCUUUACUGUUUGUAAAAUAAAACUACCAAAAAACCCCUCCCACAUAAACUCAAGUCCCAAACCACUGCCUUUCAAAAAGCAAAUUACUGCAGAGAAUAAGGUUCAGACUGUUGGUAAAACACAGAUUGUGUGAGGAAAGGAUAUGAAAAGGGAUUUUUUAGUUUUCCUUUUGGUUUUGAGGUUAUUUUUAAGCUUGGUUUUUUAAUCAAUAAAUUGGUUCCUAAGAUAAAACUUCAUUCUCACGGUGCCUACCGGGAACUUUUAAGAUAGUUAUUCCCUUUCAUUCUGCUGUUUGGCUGGAGUAAGAUCUUCCUAGUAGUCAGCGGGUGGUUACUUUUUGGUUACUCGUAAUCUUGCACCAGGAAAUCUAGAAACUUCAAUUGCAAUUACUUGUCCUCAUGAAGCUGAGGCCUCCCUGCCCUUCGCGACUCUGAGAUUUGAUGGCAAGAAACAAUAACCCACAAAGGUCCUGCACAAAUGAUGAAGGGAUUCAUCCAGCUCCUGUUUAAGGGGCUGAAUAAUCCAUAGAAAUAUGCAGAGAAUUCACAUGGAAUAAGAACAUGGGCACAGAACAGGUGGGGAAAGAAGAAAGUCCGUUGCAAAUAAAAGCUGGGCGUCAGAACAGGUGAGUUUACUGGCAGUAGGAGCUGUAUUUGGGCUAGAAUAGGAUUGAAUUUGACUUGAGCAAUAAGGGACGUUGGGCAGGUGCUCUUUAGAUCUAUGAGUGACAGCCUGCAGUAAUUUAUUUUAAGUUAGGUGAUCAUCAUGAUUAGGUAAGCAUGGAACUUAAGAUUACUGAAGAAAAUCUGUAAUAAUGAAGUUCAUUAACGAUGUUCACAAAUUUACCAGGUCAUAUCGUACUGGCUGCUACAUUUAUUCCCUUCUGCUUUUGCACAAUGAAAGACAGCUAAAGGUACUUCAUUUCUGUUGCUAACGCCAGAGCUGCUGUCAAAAUUUCAUGGCAAAAGGAGAGUCAAGGCUGUACAGAAUAUAGUAGGGAUGGUCCCUAAUGCUGCAUUUUCACUUGAGCAGGUCUUAAGUGAUUGUUUAAAGCAAAAGCAUGUUCCUCAUUGCAUGCUCAUCUGUUUCUCUGCCAGUGGCUACUGCUCCCAUAAAAUGGGCUUUGAUAAUUUUAAAAAUUGAAUUUAAGUAUAGUAUUAAUAGCAAAGUGUCAGAAAAGCAGACUGUUUCCCUUUGAUUUGCCCUUUUUCUGUUUAGUUUUUAUCACAGUUCACAUAAAUCUAUAUAAACCCCUAUUCCUAAAAGCAAUGAGCAAUCUUUAAAAACUGAUAUUUAAGAUUGCAUUACUUUUUAUCAGUCUGCUGAAACUAAUGCAUUUUUUCUUCAGUCCUUCUACAUUUUUUAGCAUUUUCUGGAAGUUUCCAGGCACACCAUCCUGGGUGAUCAUUAGUGGUGGCACAGGCAAGAGAUCAGACUAUGGGAGCAUGGGAAUAUCCAAAGAUUACAACCGAUACUUUUUUCCCUCAGCGUCUCUAAGAAAAACAGUUGAAAUCUUUGAUAAGCUAGAGUUCUGUAAAACUCAGAAGAGAACUAUGCAUUAAUUAAAGCAUCAUGUUUGAAUAGGACAUAAAUCACCCAUUCGUGAUACAGUUGUGCUUUAUUUGUAAGUUAUGCUUUGAGUAUUUUAAAGAGUUGUUUGAUGAAAACUGCAGUCUUGUAAUCAUUAUUGCAGAGCGCUGGCUUUGGGAGAAAAAAGAAGCCUCUUCUAGUUUCAUAGUUCUUAUGUGAACAUUACACACUUUUCCCUUUGGAUUUGGGAGGAAAUUCAGCCCAAUCUACAGCUGCUGAAGUCAGUAACAUGACAUCUACUUUGGUUUUUGGCUCAUCCACUCCACAGGCUAAUAAUCAGUGCACCAUUAUAAGCUAAUUGUAACUGUCUUUUGUAAUUCGAUUUGCAGAUGGCAAGUUCAACGAUGAAUGAAAAACUUGUCUGUGCAAAUUAGAUCGUAGAUCAGGUACCAGACUCCACAACAGAUUGCAGGUGAUGUGUAAAAUCUACUUGUAAAAAUUGAGCAAAUUUAUUUUCUGUUUUAAGUAGAAAAGUAUUUUUAAAUACAUUUUGAAAAAGUGUUUUAUUCCAUGCCUUAAAAAAAAUUGGGGUGGAGGGAAAGGAAGAUCAUUAUCUUCUGGUUUUUAUAAGGAGAAGUAAUAAUAUUUUUUGAUUAUGGUAUAAAUGGAAUAGAGAAUUAUGUGAUUCUUUAAGUUACAGAUUGUACCUCAGGGAAUUUUAUACUGUAAAGCCUCUUAAUCUUCAUAGAAUGAAGUAACUUUAAUUGUAUUAAUUAUAAUAUUUAGAUUGACAAUAAAAUUAAAGGAAGUAGCACAAAAUGA